UGCAGCUGGAUGCGAACAACGAUGGCUUCAUCGAUCUGAACGAGCUGAAGGACGCCCUCAAUCAGGUGGGCUUCAAGCUGGCCGGCUACCAGGUGCGCGAGAUGAUCGACGAGUUCAAAGGCAAACAGCGCACGGCGCAUCAGGGCAAACUGAAUCUGGAUGAGUUCGAGACGCUCUGCUUGGACCUCAAGUCCAAGGAUGUGGCGAGCACAUUCAAAACUGUGGUGUCCAAGAAGGAGAACCUGGAGACGUUAGGCGGCAUGUCCAGCAUAUCGUCCGAGGGCACCACACACUCGGUGCGGCUCGAGGAGCAGCUGGCCUUCUCCGACUGGAUCAACUCAAAUCUGGGCCAUGACAAGGACCUGCAGCAUCUGCUGCCCAUCGAUCCGGAGGGCAAACGGCUCUACCAGUCGAUCAGCGACGGCAUCUUGCUGUGCAAGAUCAUCAAUCACUCCUGCCCCGACACAAUCGACGAGCGCGCCAUCAACAAGAAGAACCUGACCGUCUACAGGGAGUUCGAGAAUCUGACACUGGCGCUCGUCUCCUCGCAGGCCAUCGGCUGCAACAUCGUGAACAUCGAUGCCCACGAUCUGGCCAAGGGCAAGCCGCAUCUGGUGCUCGGUCUGCUCUGGCAGAUCAUUCGGAUUGGCCUGUUCAGUCACAUCACACUGGACAGCUGUCCCGGGCUGGCCGGCCUGCUGUUCGACAAUGAGCGGCUGGAGGAUCUGAUGAAAAUGUCGCCAGAGGCCAUACUGUUGCGCUGGGUGAAUCAUCAUUUGGAGCGCGCCGGCAUCUCGCGCCGCUGCACCAACUUCCAGUCGGACAUUGUCGAUUCGGAGAUCUACUCGCAUCUGCUCAAGCAGAUAGCCGGCAACGAGGCCGACGUCAAUCUGGAUGCGUUGCGCGAGUCCGAUCUGCAGCAGCGCGCCGAGAUCAUGCUCCAGCAGGCGGCCAAGCUGAACUGCCGCAGCUUCCUGACGGCCCAGGAUGUCGUCAACGGCGUCUACAAGCUGAACUUGGCCUUUGUGGCCAAUCUGUUCAACAAUCAUCCCGGCCUGGACAAGCCCGAGCAGAUCGAGGGUCUCGAGUCCAUCGAGGAGACGCGCGAGGAGAAGACCUAUCGCAACUGGAUGAACUCGAUGGGCGUGGCGCCGCACGUCAACUGGCUGUACUCGGAUCUGGCCGACGGCCUGGUCAUCUUCCAGCUGUUCGAUGUCAUCAAGCCGGGCAUCGUCAACUGGAGUCGCGUCCACAAGCGCUUCACCCCGCUGCGCAAGUUCAUGGAGAAGCUGGAGAACUGCAACUAUGCCGUUGAUCUGGGCAAACAGUUGAAGUUCUCGCUGGUCGGCAUUGCUGGACAGGAUCUGAACGAUGGCAAUGCCACGCUCACGCUGGCUCUCAUCUGGCAGCUGAUGCGCGCCUACACUCUGUCGAUUCUCUCCCGGCUGGCCAACACGGGCAAUCCCAUCAUCGAGAAGGAGAUCGUGCAGUGGGUGAACACACGGCUCUCCGACGCCGGCAAGCAGUCGCAGUUGAGGAACUUCAACGAUCCAGCGAUUGCCGAUGGCAAGAUCGUGAUCGAUCUGAUAGAUGCCAUCAAGGAGGGCAGCAUCAACUAUGAGCUGGUGCGCACCAGCGGCACACAGGAGGACAACCUGGCCAAUGCCAAGUAUGCCAUAUCCAUGGCGCGCAAGAUUGGCGCCCGUGUCUAUGCCCUGCCCGAGGACAUAACCGAGGUCAAGCCCAAGAUGGUGAUGACCGUCUUUGCCUGCAUGAUGGCGCUCGACUAUGUGCCCAACAUGGAUAGCGUUGAUCAGAACAACCACAACAACAGCAACAACAGCAAUUGAAUUGCACAGCAACAACUCAAUUACACCUACAACUAAACAACAACAACAACAAAUUGUAAAAAAAAACCACAACAACAAACGGAAUGUAAGCAAUACGUACGGAUUGUGUCUUGGCCGUAAUCAAACUGAAACUAACUU
Messenger RNA from Drosophila navojoa, 1988 nucleotides. RefSeq names its product plastin-2 fimbrin (gene Fim). Gene Ontology annotation, cellular component: cytoplasm; actin filament bundle; actin filament. Gene Ontology annotation, molecular function: actin filament binding; calcium ion binding. Gene Ontology annotation, biological process: actin filament network formation; actin filament bundle assembly. Lineage: Eukaryota; Metazoa; Arthropoda; Insecta; Diptera; Drosophilidae. The record is from RefSeq and is a predicted model, not a curated record.